AUGAAUCGCCAAGAUUUACCCCGCCUAUCCCAAAUUUACGAAGACUCCGCCCAACAAAUUUCAACACAAUUGUACAAUAGACAUGCCCCUCCCCCAUUCAUCCAUUCAUCCAUCCAUCAACCAUCCAUCCAACUAAAGAUGAAGCAAUUGACGGUAAGUUACGGUCUCAUCUCCCCUCAACAUUCCUCACAAAGAGAAUCACAUAUCCUCCCCAUAACAAAAAUUUACACAUGUCCGGACCUCCAAAUUUACUUAACCUGUGGAAGAGAUGGAUCCAUAGUCAUAAAUCACAUGGACCCGCACUCCCAAGCUGCCAAGAAGAGACUCCUGGUCCAUAGUGAUUGGGUAUGUGACCUCAUUAGAGUAGGGUCCACUAGGAAAUUCAUCUCCGUUUCACAUGAUUUUUCCAUUGUGCUUUUCGAAAUAAUGGAGGAUUGCGAGACCUGGGAUAUGAAGAUCAUUGGAGAUCAUGACGACUAUAUCAAAUGUAUCGUACCCUUGCCAUCCAUGUCUGGUGGCGAUGAAGAGAGGGAGGACGCGGAGGUGCCCUUUUGGUUUGCUACUGGUGGGUUGGAUAAGAAGAUUAAAAUUUGGAAAUUAAUAGGGGCUGAGGGAUCUAAUUCUCAGACUGAAGUGGAAUUGGUUCAUGUUUUCGAUAAUUCACAUGAAGAAGAUGAAACCGGGUCCAUUUAUACAAUGGCUCCCGUGACGAGUGAAGGUCAAUUGCCCUUUGAUUUGGUGGUGGGUGAUUGUAAUGGAGAUGUGAUUUUUUAUUCCGUUCAUGAUAAAGUGGAACUUAAAAGGUUGAAAAAUGUACAUUCUUCCAAUACAAAAGUCGUCAAAUUGAUUGAUGAUUGUACUAAAUUAAUAACAACUUGUUCUAAUGGGUUGAUUUAUUUGUGGGAUUUAUCAAAAUUCGAAUUAAUGACCGAUUUUAAUGUGAAACCGGCAAAGGUGGGCUCAUGGAAAUGGGAUUGUUCCAUUUGGUGCAUAUAUGGAGAUUCUUUGAAUCAUAUAAUUAUUGGAGAUUCAAAGGGAAGAAUUUCAAGAUUGGAUUUUAAUUUGAUCUCACAUGAUAAUAAUAAUAAUGAAGGUUUAAACCUUAAUCAUAAAGAAUUAAAAUUUACUUCAAUUUUUAACCCAAAGAGCUAUAAACAACUUUUUAAUGAUAAGACAAUAACGAAACAUGACAAUGAUAAUAAUAAACACAAUAAUAAUGAAUCAAAACCUAAAAAUAUGGGAAUCCUUAAUAUUAAUAUAUUAGAUCACAAUUCCUUAGUUUUUUCAUUCUGUACGGAUUCCAAUUUAAAUUGCCUAAAUUUAAAGACAAAGGAAUUGGUAAUUAAUAAAGGUGGUUUCGCAUUAACAAGAAGCUCUCUACUGACAAAUAGAAGGCAUGUUAUCACGGAAAAUACAAAGGGAGAAGUUCAAAGAUGGGAUAUCGUAUCAUGUGAACUAUUAAACACUUUUAAACCUGAUGAUGGAUCAUUCGAUGAUUUAGUCAUGAAAUUUACUUCAAAGGAAAUUCUCUCCCAUUGGUGUACAGUUACUGUCAAAGUUGGGGUACUCUUUGUGAAAAUAAAUCAAAAAUUCUUAAACACAGAAGUGUAUGGAACAGCAUUGGAAAAUUAUGACAUUAUAAAUGAUGUGGAAAUAAACCCUGAUCAAAGAUAUAAUUUGGGGAAAACGGUGGUGAAUUCUUUAUUUAACGAAUUCUUAACAUAUGAAAUUAAGAAGGAUGAACUAAUUAGAAAGGAAAUUGUAAACAGGAAAAAGAAGGAAAAGGAAAAUGUAUCCAAGGAGGCAAUAAACAACAAAUUAAUCUCAUCAGAUUCGGAAAAACCUUUCUCUAGGAAAAAUACUAAUAAAAAGAAUAAAUUUACUAGAAACAUAGCCAUGAAAUCAAGUUCUAACUUGAAUGGUACCAAUAGUAAUUAUUCACCUGAUGUGUAUGUUUCCGCUCCGGGCACUCCGAUUACAACUGAUGAUACGCAUAAACCCUUUAAUUUAAGAACAAAUGUAAACUAUGAUUUGAAACCUCCUGGUUCAGCACCACCGUUAAUGGUGAACACACCUAAUGAAGAAUCCUCCAACAUUAUUCAACCAUCUCCCUUGUCUUCAGAAAAUAAUACUGUGAUUUCUCCUGGGAAAGCUUCAUUAUUAUCUAGGCGUUUCAAAUCAUUAAGAAACAGUAAUCCUUCAAAAUCAGGGUCAGGAAUAAAUACACCUGAGGAACCAUUAUCUGAUAUGGAUGGUUUAUUGGGCGAAGAUUCCAACGAAAGUUCAAGGGACAUGUCUUCAGAACCUGUAUUAUGGAACCAAUCAUCAGGAAUUGAUAACAUUAAUUCUACUAAGAAUACCCCAUUAAAUUCUUCUAAUUCUGCAUACGGGAAAGUUAAAUCAGUAGAUUCUUCAAGACUGAACUCAACAACUACAGUAAACUCCAAUAGUAACAUACCAUUAAUUAAUAACUCUGCACCAAAGGAAAAGGAAUUUAUGUCGGAUCUUCUUGCAGAAAUUAAGGACGUCUACAUCCAAGAAUAUAAUAACAAUUCUUCAUCAUUAAAACUUUUAACAAAGAGACUUCCAGAAUCGAAAAUUGAUAGAGAUUUGAGAUGUCCUUUAAUUCAAGUCAAGUCAGGAUCAUUAUUAUUAGUACAUCUUUGGAGAGAUGGUGCCUGUGGGGGGACUGUUCUUUUCUCAACAUUUUUACCACCUUCUAGAAUUGAAGAUAAUGAUUCUGAUGAUGAGAACAAUGAUAAUGACACUUCAAGACUGGAAAGUGAAGACUUAGAUUAUGAUCAAUUGAAGCAAUAUGAUUUUACAGAAUCAGAAUAUGGUAUUACUAUGAAUAGAAGACAAGUUUUUGGACAAUUGGAGAAGAAUCUCCCAUAUUGGUUUGCCAAGAUGUUAUUCAAAAAUGUCAAGAUUGAAAAUGAUAGUCAACCAAAAUUAAACUUUAUUAUUGUCCCAUGGGUGGAUAGUGAGCAUGAAAAGGGUAAACAAAAUGGUUCAGAUGGUCCCCAACAGCAACAACAACAACAAUUCCAUCAUAUGUUGAAGUUUGGGCGUACGAAAUCUAAUGACCCCGUAUCAGCCAGCACCGAUUUACCAAAGGUGUCUGACUCCAAUGCCAAGUUAGUGGCACCAGGUAUGAUCAGAGUUAAGAAGAUUAAAUACUAUGUUAUCGAUAGAUUUGAUUCGAAGACUCCUGAAAUGAAAGCCAAAGUUGAUCCAAGUGUGUGGUUAGAGUUACUAUGCAAAGGACAAGUUUUGGAGAAUGAUAUGACUUUGAGCACAGUAAGAACUUUAUAUUGGAAGUCUCAAAGUGAAAUUGUAAUUGAAUAUAGAAGGAAACUUACAGCAUCACCAUUAGCUAAUGAAAUUCAUUAA
Naumovozyma castellii is the source of this 3393-nucleotide messenger RNA. It is a transcript of the gene DUF1, whose product is annotated as Duf1p. NCBI's taxonomy places the organism in Eukaryota, Fungi, Ascomycota, Saccharomycetes, Saccharomycetales, Saccharomycetaceae. The transcript has a single exon. The record is from RefSeq and is a predicted model, not a curated record. Bases 1 to 3393 code for a protein of 1130 amino acids.